AUGGUUUAAUUUGUUAACGAAUUUGUAGAAUUUUGCAGAACCAUAGGAAUAUUGGAGAAAGAUUAAACUUUUGAAUCAACCCAAGACGACCUGAGUUAAAUGCUCUUCAUGCAUCUCGUAACCCUAAAUCGACAAUCAUUAAUUGAUUUGUCAAACAGAGUCUCCCAAAUAUGGCUAAUGCAAUAAACCAACCCAAAACCCAUUCAUCCAAAUAGUGCCAAGCAGUUCACUACCAGAAGCAAACACAGUCAAUCCACUCCCUAAGAGUCCAAAUCCUUGUCAAACAGCAACAACCAAUCCACAGUUUACCUCUACGAUUAAUACAUAAAGAAAGAAGAGAAAUAAAUUAUGCACCAAUAGAAAGUCAUCGAAGAUCAAUUGAAAGAGUGCACCUUCUAACCUCAAAUCUCCAAAAAGAGCCAACAACUAGACACGACAGCCCCAGUUUACGACAGAUUAUCACAAUUUGGAUACGAUCAAAAGAUGAAACACCAAAUCAGUAUGGAAAUCAAGACCAAAAGUGAAUUGAAGUAAUGCACUUUCAGACCCCAAGUCAAUCACAGUUUCUCAAAGAUCUUGGAAGGCGAUCCAUUCUCUCGUCUGUACCAAAAUGCCUUGUCCUAAAGACAGCCUAAACCAGUAAGCCAGGAAAAGACCUACUCCUUCAAACCACAAUUGGUAAGCUAACCAAUUGGGUAACAGGAGUACUUAUCGAUCCCAGUUGAAGAACGACUCUACAACCAUUUUUUUGAUUAGCAACAACAACUUGUACAACAGUAGGAGAAUGAAAGUUAGGCUAAGUUGGACGAAUGCACAUUCACUCCCAGUAUAAAUCAGUAUGGGUCUGCCUAAUAAGGUUCAGAGUAAAAAAUGAGAGUGUUUGAUCGACUUUACAAUAAAUCAUCAGCUGUUAAAUGUGCUUCAGAAAUCAAAGAGUAAAAUCCCAAUCAAUUUUCUAUUUCCAAACAAUCUGACAAGAUCAUCAAAAAGGCCAAUGGAGAUAAUUCCAAGUAUGUGUCCCAAUUUCAGAUUGACUAAACUCCCUUUGAUAGACUGCAUAGUGAACACAAAAGAAUUGAGAAGAAGAAGAAGGUCAAGGAGAAUCAGAUUUUCAGCAGCAUACCAUUCAAGCCCUAAACAAAUAAUAAUAAAAAAUGA
Messenger RNA from Paramecium octaurelia, 1158 nucleotides. The record is from the annotation of a GenBank genome assembly. NCBI's taxonomy places the organism in Eukaryota, Ciliophora, Oligohymenophorea, Peniculida, Parameciidae.